Molecule: messenger RNA, 2393 nt
Organism: Erpetoichthys calabaricus (reedfish)
Lineage: Eukaryota; Metazoa; Chordata; Cladistia; Polypteriformes; Polypteridae
Product: THAP domain-containing protein 5-like
Exons: 5
Coding region: 181-1647 (488 amino acids)
Source: RefSeq, a predicted model, not a curated record
GGGCGUGAAGCCCUUCGGGAAGAGAGCACCUGACGUACCAGCACGGAAGAGCCAUUCCAGUGAGCUAACAGCUUGGACAUGAAUGUGUUUUACCCCUCGAAGCGUCCGCGUUUAUCAGAGACGCCAGUGUCAUACCGCUUUGUUCGUUUCAGCAGCGUUCUCCACUGGUCGUGAGGCAGCAUGCCGAAAUACUGCACGGCACCAAACUGCAACAACAGCGCGGGGCAGUCGAGUCCGGACAAGCGGAUCAGCUUCUACAAGUUUCCCCUACAUGACCCAGACAGGCUUAAGCAAUGGCUGGUCAACAUGAAGAGAGAGAAUUGGAGCCCAUCUAAGCACCAGCACUUGUGCAAUGAACACUUCACAUCUUCUUGCUUUGAUGUUCGAUGGGGGAUACGUUAUCUGACAAACACCGCAGUGCCUACGAUAUUCAACAGUUCAGACAGCCAGACGAAACGAAAGUCAAGCACCACACACAAGUCUUCAUUCAAUCCAGAAAAGAAAACUAGAACAAGUAAAACUGUGCCACUACUCUCAACAGUUAAUGAAAUAUGCCAGACUGGAAAUGCUGCUUCACUUCAGCUGUAUGCCUUAACUGUUGACCCUAAUGUGCCAUGCAGCCCUGCAUUAGAGGAUGCGCUCCCUCUUGGGUGCAGUGUAACUUCAGGUGCCAUUCAGACAUUAGUGCCAGCAUUAUCCAUAUCAGGCAGUCAUGAAGUGGAGGGUGAAGUGAGCAUUUUCCCUAUUGCGCUUUUUCAGAGAAUGCCUAUUCUAAAUGGUGAAGCUGACACUGGAGCAAACCCUUCAGAAUCUGUACCUGGACUUGCUGACGAUAAAGUAGACCUUUCAGCUGUCUCUGCCUUUUUUGCUGAGGUAGAGGAUGAUAUUUCCGGUGACAAAUCCAAGGACGUUGCUGUCGUCACACCGGAGGUCGUAGAGCAUCCAGCUCUAGUAGUUGAAAAUGUUUCUGUGAGUCCUCUAGUGGAACCUAUGCCAAACUCGUCGAAGGAUGACCAAAUCACACAGGAUGAGCCUGCUCUUCAGAUUAUAGCUUAUUUUGAGACUAUUCCCAGCAACACUGUGCUCCCCUCAAGUCCAACAUCUUGUCCGGCUUCAAGCUCCACUGCUCUGGACACUGUGUUAUCUUCAGCCUUGACUCUCCCAAUUGUGUCUACCUUACCCAUUGUUUCAAAUCAGAGCACAUCACCACAUUCUUUGGUCAUGACGGUGGAGAAGGUGGAUGGUGACAAUGCAGCCCUCGAGAAACAACUGGAAGAGCACAGGUAUCAUAAGAAUAACCUGAGCAAAGAAGAAUUGGAAGCAGUCAUUGUGGGCUUACAGAAGAAGGUUAAGAUCCUUCAGCAGCGACACCGCCGGCAGGUAGAAAAGCUGGCAGCCAUGGAGACCAUUGUAAAGCAGCUGAAGAAGGAGAAUCUCAUUUCUGAGGAGAAGCUGAAAAUGCUAGAAAUGGCUUAUCUUCAGGCCCAUGGCAUGGUGACCGAAACUGGAGAUGCUCUGGCAAUCAUCUGUGAGGAUGACAAAACAACUUACCUGUACGCUGUGCCACAAUCGGAUGAAGACGAGGAAAAUGUGAUUAACAUGAGUGAUGAACAGUUAAUCAGCCUGAGCCAAGAUCAGUCCAUCUAAAAUGAAAUUUUGUACGUGAAAUAAUGCAGGCCAUUUUCCCUAAUUGUUCCACUAAAAGCCAUGUGAUGGCCUCUGCUUUAAACGGCCUUGUUCUUCCCAUUUAGCAACUGUGGCAUUCAAGAGGCAUUAGUUGAUGCUUGAUUCAAAAUGAAAAGUAGAAAAUGAACUGGGGAAGAAUCAUGUUAAGAAAUGAGCAGGAAACAUUCCAGAAUUUGCUUAGCUGGCCUAUGUUUUUGUGUUUGUAUUCUCCGUACACACUGGUCCCCUGUGAACAGAAUACAUGCUUAUGUGUUCAGUCAUUUUAAAAAAUAUAUACAGUACACUGCAGGGUAUUUUAGCUGGGGGCUGCUGUACCUGCCAAAGAUUGUGUGUCGUAGAUUUGCACUGGAUCCUUCUCCACUUUACACUGUGGCAUUCCUUGAGAGCUCUGGGGUUGCCUUCUUGCUGUCACUGAAUGGACAGAUGGUUCAGUAAAUCCUGCAGAGCUGGAACAUAUUAAAAAAAAACAUUUGACACUAACAUAAAUGGGCUGUGAUGUCUGCUGCAGAAGUUAUUGGAGGCUGCCAUCAUCUACUGUAGGUGUGUGUUAAUGUUGUGGUUUACUAUUGGGGCGUAGCAAACAACAGCUUUGUACUGAUGGGAUUUGCUUGUCUGGCUGUGGAGGUCAAAGCCAUGGCUGAUGUUUUUUUUUUUUUUCUUGUUAGUCCAUAAGGUAUAAAAGCACUGUGCAAAACAUUUAGGCUCGG